Prunus armeniaca (apricot) is the source of this 162-nucleotide messenger RNA. Lineage: Eukaryota; Viridiplantae; Streptophyta; Magnoliopsida; Rosales; Rosaceae. The record is from the annotation of a GenBank genome assembly.
AUGGAGUUGAACAUGGAAGAGAAUGAUGCCAAUAAAUCCAAAAGUGUUGCACUCGAAGGAGUGCAAGAGUCUUCACAAAAAGACUCUGAAAAAUCAUCUACUAUUGAGGAUGAGAUGGAAAUGUUAGUGAAGAAAUUUAGGAGAAUCCUCAAGGACAAGUGA